Serendipita indica DSM 11827 is the source of this 2265-nucleotide messenger RNA. Lineage: Eukaryota; Fungi; Basidiomycota; Agaricomycetes; Sebacinales; Serendipitaceae. The record is from the annotation of a GenBank genome assembly.
AUGGCAGCCACUGUAAAACGUUUGGCAAAAAAGAUCGUCAGUGCCCCCGAGGAGGCGCCACCCACUGUCUCUUCAGGAGAUUGGAUCAAGUCCCAGUUGGAGGGUGAAACGCCAAAGACUGCUGUCGUCCAUUACCUCAAGUCGUUGUUCCCCGUCAUCCAGUGGGCUCCAAACUACAAUAUUGGAUGGCUGUAUGGUGAUGUUGUGGCCGGUUUGACUGUUGGUCUUGUCCUCAUCCCGCAAUCAAUGUCUUAUGCAAGGCUCGCCACUUUGCCAACUGAAUAUGGUCUCUACGCGUCCUUUGUCGGUGUCUUCAUCUACUGUUUCUUCGCCACCUCCAAGGAUGUCUCCAUUGGUCCCGUCGCCGUCAUGUCCCUCGAAGUCGCCAACAUUAUCAAAUGGGGCAACGUCCAGAUUGCCGUUACGCUCUCCUUUAUUUGUGGCUUCAUCGUCCUCGGCAUUGGUCUUUUGCGCAUCGGUUGGAUCGUCGAAUUCAUUCCCACCCCGGCAGUCGCUGGCUUCAUGACCGGCUCCGCCAUCACUAUCGUCUCUUCCCAGGUUCCCGGUCUCUUUGGUAUCCAAAACCUGUUAGAUACGAGGACGAGUGCAUACAAGGUCAUCAUCAACACCUUGAAGAACCUCGGCCACUCGAAAAAGGACGCUGCGUUUGGUGUAACUGGCCUCUUUGCGCUCUAUUUCAUCCGCUGGAUCUUUGACUACCUCGGCCGUCGCUACCCCAACCGGGCUCGCACAUUCUUCUACUUGAGUGUGAUGCGUAACGCGUUUGUCCUCAUCAUCCUCACUCUCGCUGCCUGGGGAGUUGUCCGCUACGAAAAGCCAGAUAAGAAGGGCAACUAUUCGAUCAGCAUCUUGAAGACGGUUCCGCGUGGUUUCAAGCAUAUUGGACAGCCAACAAUCGACGCAGAGCUCUUGAAAGGACUCGGCAGCCACCUCUUUGUUGCAACGCUCAUUCUUCUCCUCGAGCAUAUUGCCAUCUCCAAGUCGUUUGGUCGUAUCAACGGAUACAAGAUCAAUCCCAACCAAGAGUUGAUUGCCAUUGGUGUCACCAACACAAUCGGCACCCUCUUCGCCGCCUAUCCUGCCACGGGUUCCUUCUCUCGUUCGGCCCUCAAGUCCAAGUGCGGUGUUCGUACGCCAGCAGCCGGUUGGGUGACUGGACUCGUCGUCAUCGUCGCCCUCUACGGUCUCACCGACGCCUUCUUCUUCAUUCCAACUGCCGGUCUCAGCGCGAUCAUUGUCCACGCCGUCGCUGAUUUGGUGACGCCUCCCUCGCAAGUGUACCGCUUCUGGCUCAUCUCACCACUCGAGUUUUUGAUCUGGGCCGCCGCCGUCCUCGUCUCCAUUUUCUCCUCGAUUGAAAACGGUAUCUACACCUCGGUAGCUGCAUCUUUGGUCCUCCUCCUCAUCCGCGUCGCCCGUCCUGGCGGACAGUUCCUCGGAAAGGUCAAGGUUCAUGGCGACGACAAUUCGACGUCCCGCGACGUGUUCGUCCCGCUCGAGCCAAAGGGUGGUCUCCGCAACCCACACAUCAUCGUCGAGCCCGCUGCGCCUGGCGUGUUCAUCUUCCGCCUGGAGGAAAGCUUUACGUUCCCCAACUCGUCUUUGAUCAACUCUACUGUCGUCGACCACAUCAAAGAGCAUACUCGCCGCGGAAAGGAUGUCAGCUUGAUCCGCUUGAUUGAUCGUCCUUGGAAUGAUCCCGGACCACGUCGAGGUGCUGCCUUUGAUCCAAAAGCCCAAGAUACCUCGAAGCCACUUCUAAAGGCCGUCGUCUUGGACUUUGCUGCUGUUGGUAAUAUCGACACGACCGGUGUCCAAAACUUGAUCGACACGCGCAAGGAGCUCGAGAAUUGGGCGGAUGGACCUGUUGAAUUCCACUUUGCCAACAUCCUCUCGCCAUGGGUCCGCCGUGGUCUCGUUGCUGGUGGCUUUGGUACCGGCAAAGACGUCGACUUCCCCGCCGAAGUUGCCCCCGUUGUGCCCAACCAAUCGGGCGACUACGCUGAUCCGGACCACCAGACGCCUCAUUUACGCCACCGUGAGGAGUGGAUCUCAAAGACGGGCACGACCAAGACGGACAAAACCGAGGCAGACGUCGAAUCUGGUGAUAGCGAGUAUCGCAAGUCCAACAGUCCCUCUAGCUCGGUAGAAGGUCCACUUUUGAGCACUUUGACGCCCUUCUUCCAUGUCGAUCUCGCGUCUGCCGUGCGUGUUGCAGAGGCGCGCGCGAAGCGUUCAACUUAG